This is a messenger RNA of Pleurotus ostreatus (oyster mushroom), 1758 nucleotides long. RefSeq lists its product as uncharacterized. The transcript is spliced from 3 exons. The coding region runs from base 1 to 1758 and encodes 585 amino acids. The record is from RefSeq and is a predicted model, not a curated record. Lineage: Eukaryota; Fungi; Basidiomycota; Agaricomycetes; Agaricales; Pleurotaceae.
AUGUCGAGUUUCUGGGGAUACAGCCUCCGCGGCAACGACUUUAUCGACGAUCAGGAUGAGGACGACGGUGCACCUGAUGACUUGUCUACAAAGAGUCAUCUUCCCAACGAAACUGAUAUGCUCAAUGACCUGGAUCUGUCAACUCGAGAGGAGGCUGCUGUAUACAAGCCCAAUCCGUGGACGAUAGCCAAGAUAAAUGCGGCCUCGAGACGUCCUGGUGGUACUGACACGAACGCUGCCAAAAAGCAACCAAGAUCUCGUGGCCUUGGGCCGACGACUAGGAAUCCUGCGAAGAGCCACAAGGCCGAUAUGCUGCAUAUACCUAGAAAGAGGCCAUCAGUUUCUGGUAAAGCUUCUUCAGCAGCAAGAAUCGCGUCGGGCUCUGGCCAGUCCCAGGACAUACCUCAGCACCCGCUCAGGCCAACGGCUGUCCGACCGCAUACUGUUUUAGAAGGCUACUACCAGAGAAAGCCUGUUGGAAGACCCGACAUCACUAAAAUAACCGUAACUGGCCCGCGAUUACUAGCUCAGGGUUUUCCCCUGCCGUCAGCAACAAUCAUGGACAACACUACGCCGCAGCCUGGCUUCGAAGAUGCGACCACUGCGGUCAUGCUUUCUACUAACAAUCCGCCGAUUUUGUCGACGAAUAGGCCCGACUCCUCGUCUCUGGUUCCUUCGACCUCUGCAAUACUGUCUGGACAGCUUUCUCCUCACGUUUCCCCUGCUCCGCCUCCAAGGAAUUUGCUUCCACGAACUUCAGGAUACAACUCGUCCCCUCUUGCUCCAUCGCGUGCUAAAGGGCUCAACCAUGCUUUUCUCUCUUCUCCCUUGCGCCCGCCUCGCAACCCAAAUGCUUUCGAUACCGGUUUCUCUUCAAAUGCUACUAAGAUAUUUCAAACAAAGCAACCUGCUAAUUUUGCUCCGCUGGGAAACGGGAUGAACUAUGCCCCACCUAACUUGCUUCCACUUCCACCUUCAAGUCCCCUUCUGCCAUCGUCGCCUAUUCCAAUGAAGAGCCCAACUUCAUUAUGUGCGGUCGAAAACUCUGCGCCCGUAAGGUCAAGAAAGCGCAAUAUCUCCCCACCACCUAGUCCGCCUGUCAAGAAGCGUCCCAAGAAGGAUCCGUACGAAUAUAUGCGUGCCAUUGAAGAGGCCGACGAUUCGUCCUGGAGCACCUUGCCCGCGCGAGGUAAAAAUAAAGACCCACCUCCAGUGCUCAAGACGUCAGGAGCCUUCCGUCUUCCCCCCAAAUUUCGACCUGCUCCAAUAGGUGUUGACGCGAAUGUGAAGAAAAGCGGCAUGAGCGCCGACUCGACGAGAAGAGUCGUGACGUUUCUGCCUCCUCCGCUGGUCGCGCCUCAGAAACCCACAACCGAACGUGCUGAGCGAUCGCAACUCGCAUAUCCCUCGCCUACCCGUGCCAGCCUCCUCACUGUCAAUAAUCGAUCGGUUGAUCGCAGUCCACAGCCCGUCAUUUCCACUAUGCAGUACCCACUGUCCCCGCCAGCAUCUGAUCCCCCCUUCGCCUUCCAAGUACCCGACCAGAGAAGUGAUGAUGACGUGCUUCUUCCAUUCGACGCCGAUGCUACCGAAAGGACGUACCCCACUGUCCGACGAUUGACUUCAGAGCGGAGACGCGAUUCCUUGUGGUUGUGGCGUGUUUUACAGAUGCAGAGUUGUGGAAUGGUUUUCCGUGAUGACGAGGACGAUGGGUCGUUGAAUCAGGAAUUGCCAAUCGCCAUCUGGAAAGGUUUGUAA